This is a messenger RNA of Papaver somniferum (opium poppy), 909 nucleotides long. RefSeq lists its product as uncharacterized. The record is from RefSeq and is a predicted model, not a curated record. The transcript is spliced from 4 exons. Lineage: Eukaryota; Viridiplantae; Streptophyta; Magnoliopsida; Ranunculales; Papaveraceae. The coding region runs from base 88 to 690 and encodes 200 amino acids.
CUAUCCGUUGGAUUGGCAGUAGUUUAACCCCAAUCCUUGUUUGUGCACAGCAAACAAAGAAAAACUCGAAUCAGCCAAGAGAAGGACAUGAGUAACUCAGUCUUUCGUUCUUCCUUUUCCUUUUAUAAUUCCUCCGGUUUUCGGAAUCCAACCAGUAUUAGUACUACUAAUUGGUGUAUCAACAUUCGAUCUCUAUCUAGUAAUCCAAUUAGGUUUCUUGGAUUCAAUUUACUUUGUAUCUCUAACAAAUCCCCUCCACUUAGACCUAAAUCAGCCAUGACAAGCGAACAAACUACUUCUGCUAAACCCAACUUCAAUAACUCCAUGAAUUUAUUGUUCGUCGAGAUGGGUGUUGGUUAUGAUCAGCAUGGACAAGACAUUACUUCUGCGGCAAUGCGGGCUUGUAAAGAUGCGAUUUCGUCUAAUUCGAUUCCAGCUUUCCGAAGAGGGUCCAUACCUGGUGUUAAUUUUGAUCAAAUGAAGCUUGAAAUCAAACUUGGAGUUCCUCGAGCUGUACAACAAUCUCUGGAUAUCGAACGCGUCAAAUCAGUUUUUCCAUAUGGCAAAAUUCUUAGCGUCGAUGUUGUGGAUGGCGGACUAAUAUGCUCAAGUGGUGUGCUUGUCGAAGAAAUGGGAGAUAAGAAUGAGGACUGCUAUAUAGUUAAUGCUGCCGUAUAUGUGGGAUACUAGUCUUCCUUUUCCUCUUUUAUCAGUAUAUUAUAGGUAAGCUUUUCAAUCACCUAUCCUAGAAAGUAUGUGUGAACAUUUAUGUUUUGGGUUAAUUUAAGUGUUAAAGUAUUUGUCAGAAGUUGCACUUGCUUGUCUCUUAUAUUGGGCAUUAUGUACUUGAUUUCAUAUGUUGCCCUACUCAUCUUUCAGCCACAAUGCUCUACAUACCGUUUGUUUUUA